UGACAUUUGAUAUGACAUGUUGCUUAUGCAUUGGCAUGAUUUCUAUUUUGCUGCCAGAUACCCUGCUAAUAUUACACUACUACGUGGAAACCAUGAAAGCAGACAACUAACCCAGGUGCAUGGAUUCUAUGAUGAAUGCCAGAGAAAGUACGGAAAUGCUAAUGCAUGGCGGUAUUGCACUGACGUUUUUGACUAUCUAACACCGUCAGCUACUAUAGAUGGAACAGUACUAUGCGUCCAUGGUGGCCGGUCUCCGGACAUUAGAACUAUUGACCAGGAUGUUUUGGACAUUACUAGGGCAUCAUUAAGCUGCCAAUCCUGCAGAGAACAGAAAGAGAAAAUUGUACUGAUUAUGAAAUGGUAUAUUGUUACAUUGUUUGUGAUGCAUGCCACUUGUACUUUCGUGAUAAUAUGA
Messenger RNA from Coffea eugenioides, 415 nucleotides. Its product is annotated as phytochrome-associated serine/threonine-protein phosphatase-like. Gene Ontology annotation, biological process: peptidyl-serine dephosphorylation. Gene Ontology annotation, cellular component: cytoplasm. The record is from RefSeq and is a predicted model, not a curated record. NCBI's taxonomy places the organism in Eukaryota, Viridiplantae, Streptophyta, Magnoliopsida, Gentianales, Rubiaceae. The transcript is spliced from 4 exons. Gene Ontology annotation, molecular function: protein serine/threonine phosphatase activity. Bases 17 to 415 code for a protein of 132 amino acids.